AUCAGUGAAUAAAGCCAGCCCUCCAGUACAUUCCCCUUCACGCUGAUGUUUUCACUACGUUUUGUAGAUAUUGUUUCAUUCCUGUGUCUUAGAUUAGGCAUGGUAUAAACUUCUUACUCUGCUGCCUGGACAUGGAAAGUCUCAGUAUGGGGAUCAUGCUGUUUCUGUGUUGCAAUUUGGGGUGCUAAGCUUUGCAGCAGAAGCUUUGCAGCAGAAGCAGCUGGUGGACUGCAGUGGGAGGUUUGCUUCAUGUUUUCUCUAACAUCUCCAUUUGCAGAAGGAGAAUUGGUGGUCAGACUGUUUCAGCAUAGUUCCUGUUUGCAUCAGAGAAAACAGCAGCAGAGGACACCAAGUGUCUGAGAUGGCUGGUUGGGGCAUGCUGACCUGGUGUUUGAUUGCACCUGAGCAGUCAUGUCCCCCAGAAGCAGCAUGCUAGGAGAUUGUGCUGCUCUCUUCUCAAAUAGGCUUUGACUUGCAGAAGGAAGCACAGAAAGCACGAGUGGAGGGGAGUGCAUGGCUGUUGCUGCAAUGGUGAGAAGCUCAGGGCUAAGUCCUCUUGACUGUGACCCAUCCUGGGCCAUGGUUUCGAGGUGUCCAAAAGCUGUCAUCCCGUUCAGUGCCACAUGGAGGAGUUCUGCUGGGAUUUCCCUUGCCUCCUUGGCUUUGGUUAUUCGUAGAAUCAUAGAAUGGCUUGGAUUGAAAGGGACCUCAAGGAUCAUCAAGCUCCAACUGCCCUGCUGCAGGCAGGGCUGCCAACCUCCACGUUUAAUACUAGACCAGGUAUUCCUGGCUGGCAGCUCAGAAAUACCAACCUCUCACAGGAGUUUCUGAACUGCCCAGGAAAACUGAUCUGAGCUGGGAGCUCUUGUGAGGUAUUUCCCAUCACAGAAGUGUGUUUGCAUGAGCACAGCUCAUGUGAUGGUGACUUUGUAGCUCAUGUCUAGGAUCAAGACAAGUAAAGAAUAGUAUAUGGAACACAAAUGUGUGUGCAGCCAAGGCUUGCAGUGCAGCAGUCUGCAGGAUAAACAGUUGGCUUCAGCCCAUGGGGAUCUGGCAGCACAGAGUUCAUGCUGAAACGUAGAAAUAACUGAUGACAAGGGCAGGCUGCCACUUUUCUCUAUUCAUUUCAUCUCUUAAUGAGACUCACCCAGUCCUGCUACUGGGGACUGCCAGCAGGGAGGCCCUGCACAAAGCCCUCAAUUAUGUUCCACCUGCAUGCCUCCAGCUGGCUCACAAGGUAAGCAGGAAGAGUGCUUCUCUACCACUGACAGUAUAACUCUGCACCCCUGGCUGUCCCCCCUCCUUCCUCCUCUCCCCUGGCUGCAGCUCUAAGGUUUCAUCCUCCUCGCAGGUCUGAGCUGAGGAGCACCUGGCUGGAACUCCUUUGGCCACAAGGAUCGCGCAUUCACGUUUUGCAGGUGUGUGCUUAAGUUUCCUGAGCACGUUCAGAGCUCAAGAUCAUGCCCAGUCUGUGUAUCAGCAGGACGCAGAGCUGCAGGAGCAAGGUUGUCAUCUGAAGUGGAGGAUGGAGGGUGGGAACAGCCCCAGCGACGCUGUCUCUGCAGGCAGGAGGUUUGCAGCACGAUUCACAAACCCUCCCAGGACAUUCUGGAUCAUCUUGUCCAUCACAUUGCUUUUUGCAGCUGUUGGCAUCAGCGUUGGGGGGAUUCUUUGCUUCUCCCAUAGCUCUGCCCAGGCUGGACCACAGCUCAGCCGGAUCACACUGCACGGGGAGCAGGACGUGCCGAGGAACCAAACAGCCACAGUUGAUGUGUCCAGGAGCACUGUCACCUAUUACAUCACCUCACGGAGUAACCGCAGUGCCAUUGUGCUGUACGACAGCCAGCAUGGCUACGUGUGCUACAGACCUGCAGAGCAGCAUGCCUGCUACCUGCGCACAAUGGACCCUGAGGACCGUGAAACCGCACAGGUGAUGCUGAGUGCAACUGAGCAGAGGGGUGACAAACUGCUACUCCGGAAUAACCAGACCAAGUACUACAGGGAGUUCCUGGGCAUCGUGGCAGGGAAACAAGUGGACCCCAACGGCCUGGGUGAGGCCAUCCAAGCUCUCUGUGAGCAGACGUCCAUCUUCUGGGUCCAGAGAGCAGAUGGUAAGCUGCAUCUCCUUUUGCAGAAGAGGAAAGCAACUUUGGUUGAGGACCUCAAUAAGAGCAGGGCUGUGCUGCACAAAAGUGAAUGGGCUGCCAAGGCAGGGACAGGUGACCUCUGCUUCAAAAUCAGGCCAUUGUUCAGUCAUUGCUGAACUGCUGGCUCACACCCACAACCCGCAGCGAGAUGCAGUGCUGCUUGGAGGCUCUGUGCCCCUUCCCUGAGCAGCACGGCUCUGGCUCUCUGCGAUGCUGUUGGCUUAACACCUGUCACCUUCACUUUCCCUAGAGGCAAUCUGCAGCUCUCACCCUGGCCUUUCUUCUGCUUUAACGAGAAAGGUCAUUCCCUGAGGCAUUCCACGAGUUUGGCUCUCUAGAGACUCAUAGCUACAGGGCUGCAAAAGCAUUCCUCUCACCAUGUUUCUUGUCCUUGCUCAUUUGGCAGGUCCAGGGAAGCAGCGGUUGAUCUACCUUUGCAUUGACAUAUGUUUUCCAAGCAAUA
Molecule: messenger RNA, 2610 nt
Organism: Centrocercus urophasianus (Greater sage-grouse)
Lineage: Eukaryota; Metazoa; Chordata; Aves; Galliformes; Phasianidae
Gene: BRICD5
Product: BRICHOS domain containing 5
Exons: 5
Coding region: 1526-2263 (245 amino acids)
Biological process (GO): regulation of cell population proliferation
Source: RefSeq, a predicted model, not a curated record